Messenger RNA from Chilo suppressalis (striped riceborer), 2634 nucleotides. Lineage: Eukaryota; Metazoa; Arthropoda; Insecta; Lepidoptera; Crambidae. The record is from the annotation of a GenBank genome assembly.
AGUGAUAAUCUAGUGAUAGAAGUAUCACAGGUAGUCUGUGCCUUAGAUGUUAGUAGGAUUUCCCUAGUCUGUGCUGUGCUUUGACAGUGCUCUGACAGCCAUGUCAUUCAUUGUCUCUGAACUGUCAAUGUCAAUGACGGACCAUGGGACGGACGGACAAGGAAAAUAACAAUUAAUUAACUUCAUAUCCAAAUAAAAUAAGUUAUUAUUUUGGAACGUGUAUUUUUGUCCGUCUUUCAAGAUUAAUAGUAACUCUAGUUUGUAGUUUCCUGAAUCAUGUAUGGAAUAAUCGUUUAACUCUUGGUGGUUAGUGACCUCGUCGAGUGAAGUUGAAGGACUAUUCGUGCAAUUUGUUUAGGUAUGUCGGUUUGGUCAGCCAGCACAGUUGGAAAUAAUUACCACUGUGCGCACUCAGCCGGUCGUUACAGUCAGUGUAAAACUUGGUGUCCAAAACUGAGCAAGCAUAAGUGCCUGAUGUCUGCGGAAACGCCAAUCCAGUCUGCAGAUGCACUGCAUACCCCUGCCUACCUAUCAUGGAGGAAACUACAGCUCAGCCGUGCCAAGCUGAAGGCUUCCAGCAAAACCUCAGCAUUACUGUCUGGUUUCGCUAUGGUGGCCAUGGUGGAGGUGCAGUUAAAUCCGCCCAACUCGACGGCGGUGCCUACUGAGAUGCUGGUGGCUUUCACAGUAUGCACCACAUUGUUAGUGGCAGUCCACAUGCUCGCCCUUAUGAUAAGCACCUGCAUACUGCCCAACAUCGAAGCAGUGGGCAACCUGCACAGCAUAGCUCUGGUGCACGAAUCUCCCCACGAGAGACUCCAUUGGUACAUCGAAAUCGCGUGGGCCUUCUCCACUCUCCUCGGCCUUAUACUGUUCCUUAUAGAAAUAGCUAUACUCUGCUGGGUUAAGUUUUAUGAUUUGAGCGCAACGGCCGCUUGGUCCGCGUGCGUCGUCCUUAUUCCCGUCAUGAUAGUAUUUCUCGCUUUCGCCAUACACUUCUAUAUGUCACUAGCAACGCACAAAUACGAAGUCACAGUGACGGGGAUCAAGGAAUUGGAACUGCUCAAGGAACAAAUAGAGAUGGGUGACCACGAGGGCCGUAUGAACAAUCUAACGCUAUUAGAUCAGAGUCGCAUUGUCUGAUAGGCAGCAUUUACAUAAUGUUUCAUCUUCCUGCGGAAUGUUAAUAACUUCGUUGUAAGUAACGACUUCCAUGUUUGCUCUGUUUAUACAUUUUCCUUUUUCCUAUGCUAUUGUAUAUAUAACUUGUAUUUAGAUGUUGUAAGAUUGUACUUAUUUUAAGCUCAUCUUUGGGAUGAAAUCAGUAGGUACAGUAAUUCCUAACUAAUGGAUGGAAAUCUCAUGAAAUUGUAUAAUCCAAAUGAUAGAAGUUAUUGAAAUUUCUAUUGGAACUUGUAGGCACUUUGAUAGUUACAUUAAAUGCGAAAAUUACUUAAUUACGAUAAUAAUGCAUUGUUUAGCCAUUUCUGUAGUGCCCGAUAAUUAUAUUGAUUAAGUUCUUUGAACAUGACAACGAAUCUCUUUCGCAGUAGUGAUCAUCAAUUUGUGCCAAUCAACAAUAGAAGCAAUCAAUACCAGCCUCGCUCGUUAAUCACAUUAACGUACCUACUUUGGUAGAUUAGUAAAGCAAAGUUUUGUAUUUUUGUCAUAAUAUGAAAAAUACGGUAAUUUUAUUUUCCAAGGACCAUAAUGUAAAAAUAAAAGAUACCUAAUUACUUUUGACGAAUUUGUUUAGUCCUAGGUACCUUCUUCUUAAUUUGUCAAAAAUUCCGACUGAUGGCAUGCUUAGCCAUAAUGGCCGGACAUAAUAGAUAAGAUUGCCAUAAUUAUAAUUUCCUUUCCCAAUUAAUAGGUCUGACAAAACAGUAUUCACAAUCUGUUUGAAUAGACGACUGUGAAGUAAGUAGGUAACUUAGUACAAAAACUGUGUAAACCGUAGUCGUUAUCUCGAGGCUCGCGCUAACAUGCGCUUACGCCGGCCUCCAAUGCGACUAGGGUUGCCAGUUGGUCAAAAAUCGACUGGUUUCUCCCGACAUUUCAUUUGAUAUCCAGACUUCUGACAAGUGACGAAAUCGCCCGACAAACUGACAUGACGAUACACUUACCAAUCUGAAAUUUUACGCGAGAAGUGGGGCUCAUGAACUGUCCAUUCUCGUCACUGUCACUUUCGGCUCGGACAGGAGGCAUCCAGCGAGGAGGGGGGGCUGAUUCUCCCGAAAACAAUCAUAAAAUCCCGACAUUUAAAUAUAUUAUCCAGAUAUUAUGACUUCUCGAUCUGGCAACCCUAUAUGCGACGCCUAUUGUUUAUUCUUUUAAUAUAGCCACGAAUUGAUACACCGUAGCGAUUAAACGAAGGACAAGUUGCCACGAACGUUUCAAACAGGUAAUACUUGUCUUGGUCUAAAAUGCAGAAUUCGCUUCUACUAUCAUAAUUUAUUAUAUAGUCACCCAAUUUGCUGUCUUAUAGAAAUUUUAUUCGUGCUGAGUAAAUAAUGCGAGACCGCAAUGUCUCCUCGUGACGCAACAUUGAUACAAAGAAAAAUUCAAAUCUUUUUUGGCACAUGUGUGAACAGGCUUUAGCGCAAAUACUUAAGAACACCGGAUUAUUCAACU